Molecule: messenger RNA, 1401 nt
Organism: Corticium candelabrum
Lineage: Eukaryota; Metazoa; Porifera; Homoscleromorpha; Homosclerophorida; Plakinidae
Exons: 1
Coding region: 1-1401 (466 amino acids)
Source: RefSeq, a predicted model, not a curated record
AUGAAAGCUACCAAGAAGCAAGUUUGUACAGCAGAUAAAAACGUCCUGUCAAACAUGACAAUCUUGAAGUUGAAUUUUAUUCACAACCAUUCUGUACACUCGGCGCAUGCGUUGAGUUUUCGAUCUGUAGAUGAUGCCACAAAGCAGGAAAUUUUCACUCUUUUCUGUAAGGGGCAUAGUGCAGCAUCAGCUCGGCACGCCCAUGAAACCAACCUGAUGAUUUCCUGUGCUGAAUACGAGCAAGAUGAUCAACGUGUACUAGCAGACAGGGCCAUAAAUCCAUCAGUACAGGACUACAGCAGAUUGCAUGAGCAAUGGAGAAAAAAGGAAAUGGGUGAAGAGAAUGGGCCAGACAUGUUUUUUCAGCUUCAAACUGAAAUUGAUAUCUACAAUGAAAACAACCAACAACAAGGUGGAACAGCCAAACUUCAGGUCUAUAAAAAUCCAUGCUUGAACAAAGCAAAAAGUGGCACAUCUUCUAACAGUGAUGACGACAUCUCACCACCACCAAGAAAAAAAGUCAAGUUGUGUAAAAGAAAGCAGAAACAUCAGCCAAUGGUUCUAGCAAUCUGUACACCACUUAUGUCCAGAGCCCACAACAACAUCAAACAAGCCAGAGAAAUGGUGUUUAUUGAUGCAACUUCCUCACUAGAUCGCUAUAAUUCAUCUGUAUUCAUUAUGUCAACUAGCACACCUACUUCUGGUAUCCCUCUAGGUGUGAUUGUCACUUCAGAUGAGCAGGCGACAACCAUACAUCGUGGACUGGAGUUGUUAGGAGAAGUUUUGCCUGAGGAGGCAUUCAAUGGCAAAGGAGUGAAACAUGGUCCCACUAUUGUUAUGACCGAUGACAGCCAUACAGAGCGAGAAGCUCUUCACAAUUUCUGGCCAACAGCAAAUCUCCUUCUAUGUACAUUUCAUUUUCUUCAACGCAGGUGGACCUGGCUAUAUGAUAGUAAAAACCACAUUUUUAAAAAUGAUCGUACCAUCCUUAUUGAAAAAGUCAAGAAAUUAGUUUACACUAAUACAGAAACUGAGCUACAGAAACACUACAACAGUUUCCUUCAAAGCCCUGAAGUAAAGAAAUAUCCUAAGUUUUAUAGUCACAUGCAGUCACUGUGGGCUAGACGAAGAGAAUGGGCGCACUGCUAUUGUAGAACGAUUCUUAUUGGAGGAAAUCAUACUAACAACUAUGCAGAAGCUGGAAUGAGGAUCCUGAAAGAGCUCAUUUUCAGUCGAGUGAAAGCAUACAACUUGGUACAGAUAUUCUAUUUCACAACUAAAAUAAUGGAACGGUACUACCAGAGUAAACUGCUCAGUGUAGCCCACAGUCGAGUUGACUGCUUUAUUUCUCUUCGCUAUCAAGGCGUAAAUGCUAAAGCAUAUGCUAAAGUAACCAUAUAG